AAAUCCCAUAUAUAGCGGUGGCCUAAUCAAAUGCUUUGCUUUUUCCCUCAUUUUGAGGAGAAAAUUUAGAAACUUACCCACAGGAAAUGUGAUCUCCCCUAUUAAAUUAACCAACAAAAAGGAACUUCUUUGUAGCAUAGUUUUCCGACGGGUUAGAUUUGAGUUUUCCGAAAAAAAAAAAACAAAAAAAUAGAAGAAGAAACUUCAUCCGGAGCCGAUCUAACCCGCAGAUUUUCGCUUUUUGUUGGCGAAAAAUUCUGCAUUCAAUUACCGCGAAGAAAAUUUGUUCACACUUUCUGCGUGAUUUUUCAAAAAAGCCAAUAAUCCUUUCCCCCGAGCAGAUGCGGAAAAGAAUCCCUAAUAAGAGGCUUUAACCUAAGAAAGGACUCCAGAGACUCAAAUUCUACCGGUGAAGAAGAAAAAGAAGGGAUAAUCAUGGAUAGCCGCACGAUCGGGUCAGGCGACCCGAGCAAUGGCGAUUUCGGAGCGGGGGACACGAAGUGGACCUGGGAAGAGGACAAGCAAUUCGAAAACGGCCUUGUUGAUUUUCCGGAGGACUUUCCCGAUCGGUGGGGGCAAAUCGCGUCCAGGAUCGCGACUAAAUCGGCGGCGGAUGUUGAGCAGCACUACGCCGUUUUGUUGGAGGACUUAAGGGCUAUUGAGUCGGGGAUGGUCGAGUCGCCGGAAUACAGGGAUAGGGACGUGGGCAGGUCGUCGGAGCCACAGAAAUGCCCUAAAUCGGAGAAGAAGCAAACUGGCGGCGCCCAGAGGAAAACAGGCAGGCCGUGGACCGAGGAUGAGCACAGGCUGUUUCUUCUUGGGCUGGAAAAAUAUGGAAAAGGAGAUUGGAAAAGCAUUUCAAGAUACAUGGUCCUAACAAGAAACCCUACUCAAGUUGCAAGUCAUGCACAAAAGCACUUUGAACGUCAGGAAAAAGAGGAGCAAAGCAAGAAAAGACGAAGCAUUUUCGACAAUUCCAUUGCUGAUAACAGUUCUAUGACCAAGUUCGCGAACUGAUUUUCCGGUAAUGUUUUUCAUAAGUUUGAUUAACAUUUGAGGUUAAGUGAGGAGAGGGGAACUAAAUUUGGUUCAUAUUUUGUGGCAUUUGAUGCCAACUGCUCAGGAUUCUGUACUCUUUUUAAGCUUCUAGUGAUGGAGGCUUAGUAAUUAACUUUCUAUACGAGCAGUGAUUCUCUCCAACUUGGAAUUUUUAUUCAGUUGCAUUCGAUGAUAAAAUACAGAUUACCAACGCGUUAUUU
Molecule: messenger RNA, 1259 nt
Organism: Striga asiatica
Lineage: Eukaryota; Viridiplantae; Streptophyta; Magnoliopsida; Lamiales; Orobanchaceae
Source: the annotation of a GenBank genome assembly